AGUGGCCGCAGUCAACGGAUUUUGUGGCAAGAGGGAUUUCUAAAUCGGACAAGAUGCCAGCCAAGCCAGCCCCUAUCAAGAAGGCGGCCAAGCCGAAGGAGGAGAAGAAGAAGGAAGAGCCAGCACCAGCACCGGCGCCCGAACCCGAGCCUGCACCCGCACCACCUGCUGAGGCUGCUCCCGCUGAAGCAGCUCCUCCAGCCGAAGGAGAGGCUCCCCCAGCUGAAGCUGCAGCUCCUGCUGAGGGAGAGGCUGCUCCAGCCCCAGCUGAAGGAGAAGCUCCCGCCGAGGGUGAGGCCCCCCCAGCUGAAGAAGCCCCACCUGUUGAGGAGGUCAAGGCCCCCACUCCACCUCCUCCCCCAGAGCCCACCAGCGAGCCCCUUGAGUUGGGCGUGGAGGAUGUCACCGACACCACCGUCAUCAUCAGCUGGAGACCUCCCGCCACCGUUGGAAAGGAUGGCCUGGACGGUUACACCGUCGAGAUCGCCAAGGAGGGAUCUGACGACUGGAAGGCCGCAAAUGAAGAGCUCACCAUCUCCUGCCGCUACACCAUCAAGAACCAGACCACCGGCGACCGCCUGAACAUCCGCGUCGUGGCCAUGAACCCCGGCGGCCGCAGCCCCGCAGCUGCCCUCGUCGAUUCCGUCCUGGUCAAGGAGGUUGGUGAGCGUCCCAAGAUCCGCCUGCCCCGUUUCCUGAGGCAGAGGUACGUCAAGUACGUGGGCGACAAGAUCAACAUCGUCAUCCCCUUCAACGGCAAGCCUUGCCCUGCUGUGAACUGGACCAAGGAUGGAGAGCCUCUGGACAGCAAGAGAGUGAAUGUGCGUAACACUGACCGCGACAGCAUCUUCUUCAUCCGCCAGUCCGAGAGGGAAGACUCUGGCAACUACGAGAUGAGCGUCAAGGUGGAGAGCUUUGAGGACAAGGCCACCUUCGUCCUCCAAAUCUGUGAGUUGCCUGGCCCACCUGCCACUGUGAAGAUCGCCGACACAUGGGGCUUCAACGUGGCUCUGGAAUGGACCGAGCCCAAGGAUAACGGCAACACCACCAUCACCGGCUACACCAUUCAGAAGGCUGACCAAAAGACAGGGGAUUGGUACACAGUGGUUGAGCAUUACCACAGGAUGAACGCCACCAUCUCCGACCUCAUCAUGGGCAACAGCUACAAGUUCCGUGUGUACGCUGAGAACAAGUGCGGCCGGAGCGAGGGUUCCACCGUCACCAAGGAGGCCGCCAAGAUCCUGAAGACAGGUAUUGAUUACAACCCUCCCUUGUACAAGGAGCACGACUUCAGCGAGGCCCCCAAGUUCACCACCGACCUCCCCAACCGCAGCACCACCAUUGGCUACACUGCCAAGCUCCUGUGCUCCGUCAGAGGCUGCCCCAAGCCCCAGAUCAUCUGGAUGAAGAACCAGAUGAUCAUCGGCGACGACCCCAAGUACCGUCAGAUCAACAACCAGGGAAUCUGCUCUCUGGAGAUCCGCAGGCCUGGCAGCUUCGACGGCGGAGUGUACGCCUGCCGCGCCAAGAACCCACACGGAGAGGUCACCAUCACCUGCAAGCUGGAGGUCAAACACCCUGUGAUCGUGGAGAAAGAGUAAUACGCGUCCACCCUCAGGCAUGCAGAAUUAGGAGCAGCGGGAUCACAGACUUCAAGAAAGGAUUAUGAAAGUGUCUUACGAUGAAACAACAUGUACAUAUGCAUAGAUGGCUCAAGCAGAAGAAGGUUGUGUGUGUGCGUGUGUGAACGUCUGGUGAUCUGCAAACCUCUGAAAAGUCCCGCAGCCCCUUUUUUUUUUUCACGGACGAAGAAAACCACCGAACGGAAGCAGCGCGUGUCCCUCCCUCUCCACAAUCCCUUGACUCAUAGCUAGCCUGUAGCGCACACACAGACUGUGAACACCAAGGAUCAGCUCUCUGUCCACCGGUUCCUAUUUAUUACCCCCCGACGGCUGCCCUUGAGCUCAUGCCGAUGGCCAUUUCCGCUCUCUGCUCCUGGGAGGAUUUGAUUUUAUUUUAUGUUUUGAAGGCUUGCAGGGGACAAAGUCAACUUGUGAAUGUUUGUUAAUAUAAAUAUUAAACCGUUGAACCCUAGUGUAUCUUUACUUUUUUUGGUUUGUUUUGUUUUUUGUUUGUUAGCUUUGUUAUGUUUGGCUUGAACAGAAGGAACUUAAGAGUGAUUCAUCAACUUAAUUAAAGUCAGUGCUGGCUGAAAGGCCGGGAAAGAUGGCCUUA
Molecule: messenger RNA, 2235 nt
Organism: Sardina pilchardus (European sardine)
Lineage: Eukaryota; Metazoa; Chordata; Actinopteri; Clupeiformes; Clupeidae
Gene: mybphb
Product: myosin binding protein Hb
Exons: 14
Coding region: 54-1601 (515 amino acids)
Molecular function (GO): protein binding
Source: RefSeq, a predicted model, not a curated record